Messenger RNA from Larimichthys crocea (large yellow croaker), 9897 nucleotides. RefSeq names its product prospero homeobox protein 1. Gene Ontology annotation, biological process: regulation of transcription by RNA polymerase II. Lineage: Eukaryota; Metazoa; Chordata; Actinopteri; Sciaenidae. Gene Ontology annotation, molecular function: DNA-binding transcription factor activity, RNA polymerase II-specific; RNA polymerase II cis-regulatory region sequence-specific DNA binding. Gene Ontology annotation, cellular component: nucleus. The coding region runs from base 1046 to 3535 and encodes 829 amino acids. The record is from RefSeq and is a predicted model, not a curated record. The transcript has 5 exons.
GAAGACUGAAAGGUGUCUGAAAACAUUUGCAUUAAAACGGCACAAAGCUGUCUGCUCUAACAAUUAAUUUCAUGUUGCAUUCAUCUUAAAAACAUGCUUUUAUUUUUUAAAUAUAAUGAAUAAAUCCACAACCAGGCGAUGGUUGGCAAACAAAUCUACUUACUUCAAGUGUUUCCUUUACUGUUAUCACUGACAAAACAUGUUCUGAUUCUUUCAAAAAGUAAUGACAUUUUAUUCAAAAUCAGCUCUGACACGUUACCGGUUUAUAGAAACUUUCACAUUAAGACUUGAAUAUGACAAUAAAUAACAUAAUAAUGUGUAGACUAUGUGUUUUAUUGCGGCUCAGGUAGUGUAAUGUCAAAGUGCGUAACGAUUCUUACUCGCGCAGUCGGUGAUUUGGGAAGAAAGAGAUUAGUAACAGUGGUAUUUCCUUUUUUCUCUCUCCUCUCUCUCUCUCUUUAGUUGCAUGCUCAAGUCCCAUUCUCUGGUCAAGUUCAGUGCGUUGUUCUCCGGACCGGACGGACGCUUCUUAUUGGUAGGUUGCGACAGUUACAUCACGCCGCUCAUGACGCGCACGUCUUCCUGUUUCCUUCAGCCGCGUCUUAAAGUGAAUCUUAGUGGCGGAGGAGCGCUCCAGCAUCCAGUCCUCUGCAUCCAGUGCGCCUCGGAGACGCACACACACUCAGUCUCUCUCUCUCUCUCUCUCUCUGUCUCUCUUUCUCUUGCACUCUCUCUAUGUCUCUCACUCUUUUAGUCACAGCAGAGGAUAGAGGGAGAGACCGACGCGCAAGAGCUCUUUUCAUCUUCUAUAUUUUUCCUAUUUUGUUCCUUUCACUCGCGUCGCUGACUUUAUUCCAGCUCUCCCUUCUCUGAGAAAUUUCUUAUAUUCCAGCAUCCAGCGAUCCGCCGUGCUCUGCGUUAUAUUGUCUCUUUUUUUGUUGCCGUAGGAGUUCAGGUUGUCCCCCUCUUCAUCUAAAGGGUACACAAAGGUUUUGAUCCUAGAGGACUGGAUUUCUGGGAUAUGGCCCAAUAGCAGCAGCCCGUGAUGCCGGACCAUGACAGCGACUCCCUCCUGAACAGACAGACCAAGCGAAGACGUGUGGACAUUGGUGUUAAGAGGACCGUGGGCAGCACAGCCUCCUCCACAGCAGCAGCCACAACAGCAACCACUGAUAACAUUGCCCGCGCCAAAGCAGCCAUUUUCAGUGCCAUGAACUCUCUGAGCUCCCACUCUCACCACGGAUCAGACACCGACUCCAUGGAGUGCUCUGUAGUGCAGCCACAUGGUGGGCCUGGCGUUGUAUCAGCCAGCGAUAGUGAGUCCAAGUCCAAUGUACUCCGAAAGCUACUGAAGAGGGCCAACUCGUACGAGGACACCAUGAUGCCCUUCCCUGGCACCACCAUUAUCUCCCAGCUUCUCAAGAAUAACAUGGCUAAAAAUGGAGGAGGACCUGAGAGAGGAGAAAGAGGGGACAGGGGUGAUAGAGGGGAUGCUGGCUUCCCCGGAUCAGGGCUUUCAAAUGCAAGUUCAGAUGCUCCCCAGGAAGAUGCCUGCAGUAACUCCUCCCAGGACAGCACCCCUCAAGAAUGCUUGUCGCCCUUUGGUCGUCCUCCUGGUCUUGCUACCUUUGACAUUGAACGUCUCAAUGAUGAACACCUGCGUGCCAAGCGAGCCCGCGUAGAGAACAUUAUACGUGGUAUGAGCCACUCACCCAGUGUGGUGGUACCUGCUGCUUCCCGUCAUGAGCGUGACCAUGAGAUGGAUGGAGAAAGGGAGAUGGAGCUAGACUGUCCACCCCCUCAGUCUCAGCAGCAGGCCCCCAGCAGCCCACGGGGAGGUGAGGUGUGCAGCAGUAGCAGCCGAGAGAACAAGCGUAAGCAGCGUCUGCCUCAGCAGCAACAGCAGAGCUUCACCCAGCUGGUGUGCCAGAGGAAGGAACAGAAGCAGGAGGAGCGACGGCAACUGAAGCUGCAACUGGAGGACAUGCAGAAACAGUUACGCCAGCUGCAGGAGAAGUUCUUUCAGAUCUAUGACUCCACCGACGACUCAGAACACAACGACCUCCAUAAUGACCUCCACAACGACAUAGGAAACAUGUCUGAGGACAGCCCAACCAGGUCUGACACCGGUGCUGAUGACCGGGGUGGAGAUGACAUGCGCUCUGACAAUGAGAUGUCUGACCUGGACCCGGGCCAUUUCCUGGACAGGGCGCGGGCAUUGCUUCAGGAGCAGGCCCUGCUGGCGGACGGAGAGAAGCCAAGAAGAGAGGGGCUCGGCCGGAGCAAAGCACAGGGAGGUCCAGGCUCCUCCAUGCAUGCUGAAGGUAAACAGCUGGCAGAAACACUGAAGCAGGAACUCAAUUCAGCCAUGACCCAGGUAGUGGACACAGUGGUUAAGGUGUUUGCCAAGCCUCCACGCCCUACACCCCAGCAGGCCUUCCCCCCACUUUCCAUACCUCCAGAAAGAUUUCCAACUGUUGUCAAUGGAGACAACCCCAACUUCCACACCACCAACCAGAGGCUGGGGUGCUUCGGAGAUGUCAUCAUUCCCAAUCCACUAGACUCCUUUGCCAGCAUGCCCGGGAUGCCAGGCACCACCAAUGACCAAACCGAGGCGCUGCCCUUAGUUGUGAGGAAGACACCCAGUGAGCACCACCACCAGUCCUCAGCUGUGGGUGCACAUGGUGGGCACCACCACCCCGCCCUUCAUCCCUCUUCACUCUCUGCCUCCAUGGGCUUCAGCCCUCCAUCCUUUAGACACCCCUUUCCACUGCCUCUCAUGGGCUACCCUUUCCAGAGUCCUCUUGGUGCACCCACAGGUGGCUACCCGGGAAAAGACCGUUCCUCACCAGACUCCAUGGACCUGUCUCGGGAGACCACCAGCCUGAGGACCAAGAUGGCAUCAGGUCACCACCUUGGGCAUCAUCGCUCAUGUUCACCAGCGCACCCUGGUAGCACAGCCGAGGGACUCUCCCUGUCCCUCAUCAAGUCCGAGUGUGGUGAUCUCCAGGACAUGGCUGACAUCUCACCCUACUCAGGCAGUAAUAUCCAAGAGGGUCUCUCUCCCAAUCAUCUGAAGAAAGCCAAGCUCAUGUUUUUCUACACCCGCUACCCGAGCUCGAAUAUGCUCAAGAUGUUCUUCUCUGAUGUCAAGUUUAAUCGCUGCAUAACCUCCCAGCUGAUCAAGUGGUUCAGCAACUUCAGGGAGUUCUACUACAUCCAGAUGGAGAAGUUCGCCCGCCAGUCCAUCAACGACGGAGUCACUGGAACCGAGGAGCUGAGCGUCAGCCGCGACUGCGAGCUCUUCCGAGCCCUCAACAUGCACUACAACAAGGCCAAUGACUUCGAGGUUCCUGAUCGCUUCCUGGAGGUGGCCGAGAUCACACUGAGGGAGUUUUUCAAUGCCAUCGUGGCUGGAAAAGACGUGGACCCGUCCUGGAAGAAGGCCAUCUACAAGGUCAUCUGCAAACUGGACAGCGAGGUCCCCGAGGUCUUCAAGUCCCCCAACUGUCUCCAAGAGCUUCUACACGAGUAAAUUUCUCCUCCUCCUCCUCCUCGCUCGACGCUUUGCGCUUUUUUUUAUUUUUUAUUUUCUCUGAAUUCAUAGAAUUUCAAAAUGAUAUUCUCUUUUGUUUUCUUUCAUUUUCCCCAACUUUACUUUUGAUUUCCUGUUUUUCUUUUUUUUCUUUUUGAAUGUAUGAAAGUUAUGAAGUAGCAUUCCCAAUCUGAAGCCUCUGUGGCAGUUCCUAAAUGACCUAGCUAUUGUGUUGUUGUUCUUAUAUGAUAAUUAUCAUGAUGGUUAUUAUUUGUUUUGUUUUUCUAUGAUUCUGAACUGAAGAGACUCUAAUCUUACUGGGUGUUUUUUGGACCGUGUGAACCCUCAUCCAUUUUUCGGCCUGUUUUAUGAUCAACAUUAACUAAGUCCUCAGUGUGUGGAAGGAAUUCCCAUUUUACACAACUAAGAACGUAGGCCGGGUUCCCUAAAGACUUUAUUCACGACACCCAGGGGUGUCCCUCCAAUCCAGUGGGUGUCCAAAUGAACUGUCCCCACGAGGCGGGUGCCCAAUAGACUGUGCUACUGAAGAUGUCCCCUACAGGACACUCACACAUACACACACACACAUGUACACACACACAAACAAACAAACAAGGCCUAGUGAGGUUAAUGACAGGAGUAAGACUGGACUCAUUGUACUGGUCUAUACUAGUCUGUGGGACUUGGACUGGUUUCAAAUAGCUACUGAGCUCUACCAUGUUUUGAAGUGUGUUUUCCCUGCAAAUUGGGCAUUGUGUUUAUUGGCUGUACAUUAUUAUUUUGAUUAUUAUUAUUAUUGUUGUUGUUUAUGAUUAUUAUUAUUUGUCAUCACUGCUUGCUGAAGAUUGGCACUUCGAGAUUUGUUUGUCCCUUGAUGCCGAUGCAGAAAAAAAAAUAAAUUAUUGCUAUUAAUAUUAUUCCACAAGAGUUUAGAUUCUGAAAUAUUUUACCCCCACUCCCAUCCCUCUCCUUACUUAUGUUUUUGUUUGUCCAUCUCUGAAGUGGACUUUGGUUUUGUUUAUUUCGUUUGGGGGUGGGGAGGGGGGUCUUCGGGGUCGGGAGGUUUUAAUGGAGGGCCAUCAGAGUGGGGCUUCUCUAUAUGUCUGUAGUGACUAGUCUAUUCUCCACAGGACCAGUCUGGCAACAAUGCUGGAAAAGGGGUUUAGGCUGCAGAAACACAUGAAGUAAACGGUGCAUACGUAUAGAAAUAUGCAGAAGAAGUGUGGCCUUUUGGUGCGUGACUUGCUGUUUUUAAAACGGCUACAUUUCCAUAGCCACUCCAGCUUUGAUAACUGCUCCCACUAAACGAGCCAUUUGUUCAGCUAUCAAAUAAAUCUUAUUCAUCUAAUUAUCUCUUCACGAUUGGUAAAUAUACGCAAUAAUAACUGCAUAGUUUUAUGUCUUUUUAUAGCAGUGUUCACUGAAUAGCUCAUGUGUGAGAUGAAGUUGGCCUGUUUAUAUGACAGGCUUUUAUUGUGAUUAGCCUAUACAAGGUGUAAAUUACAUUAUGAAGUUAUUUCAAUAGCAGUUGAUACUUGAAUAUAUCAGAAUACUGUGGCAAUCUAAAGUACAGUGUCGCUGAAACAAUAGAUAAUUGAAUACAUAUGAAUAGAAGCAUCACAGAGAGGAAGAUAAUUCAAGGAGGGCAAGGAGAGAGGUGAAUAUAAGCUGAAACACAAGCGUUCAUUAAUUCUGCUUCAAGUGGAACUUCCCCCACAAACAACACGUAUACAAGCGCGCACGCACACACACACACACACACACACACACACACACACACACACGCACACACGCACACACACCGCUCCUUCCCUCCAUGUUCACCUGCCUUUGAGUGAUCUAGCUCCUCUCUCACUGCAACAAUACGAGGUCAGAGGUGAGCACUCACCCCAGGGGUAGACGGAGAAGCUCUCAUCACUACAAAGAGCGGGGACAAAGGCACAGAGCGAAGAGCGACACGCACCUGAAACCCUCUACUCUGUCCCUCCGUCCCAAACUGGCAGCUUUUAAAGACCCAAAGUGAGAUUCUGUUGAAGCCACUGUGCCCGGUUUGUUAAAUGCCAUUCCUUUCACUUUUACCUGAGAUACCAAUCCCAGAUUUUCCACUUGAGUUGUACAUGUAUAUCUAGCGGUUUAUUAAUUUUAUCCGCCCUCUCAGGCUUUUAAAGAAUUUUAAAGAAGUGGUUAGGUGUUAGCUACCCUUUUUUUGAGGAGGUAAGUUUGAAGCAAUGAGAGGACUUGAAUGCCUUCUCGAGUGCGUGCGAGCUAGCUGUUGAUCUCACCUUGGCGACAUUGGCUUAUAGUGUGUGUGUGUGUGUGUGUGUGUGUCACAAAAGAUCAAAAGGGGCAGGUUGCUUAACCUGCUGACUUGUCUAAGCGAGACAAAGCACCUGACAAAAGGAGGCAGAGAAAGACGGAGAGCUACUCCCUUCAUUAUGUCCCCCCCACCCCACCCUCCACCCUUCUCCCCGGACAGUGUUCUUCUUAAGAUCCGGAGUCCUGAGAGAGCGACUCGCACAUAUUUCUCACUGAAGGAUGGGCUAGGCCCUGCAUGUCUCAGAGUCUCAAAGCACUAGCUAAGGGCUCUAAAGCGCCACAAACAAAGGAGAAAGGAAAGGACACUUUUAUCUGAUGCACAGAUUAUUAUCGCUCUCCACCCACCCCCUUCCUGCAACCCCGCCCUAAAGUUAAAGAGUUCCUGCGCCUAAAAAGAUUAAUUCAGGAUAAUGAAGACUUAUGUACAAAAAAAAAAAAAAAAAAAAAGAAUUAGCAAGACCUUAAUACAGCGUUGAGAAUAUUUUUGUCAAGUUUUCCUAUUCUGGGGUUAUUUGAUUGUAAGGAUAACAUUAUUGAAAUACAUACAGUAUAUAGCCUUUUUUAAGAGUUGUAAAGGAUAAAUCUAUGGGAAAAAAUAUAUACAGUAGUGGAAGAUCUUUGGAAGGCACUGUUAGGAAAUGUUUCAUAAAAGAAAGCUUGAGGGUAUUUUUAGUGACGGCUUUGUUUAAAUCUGUAUUCUGAAUAAGUGAGUUGUUGGUAGAUUAGGAGCAAUAGUUGUAGUUUUUUUUUGCAGGUUUUGUGACCACUUUUUUCCUUUUUGGUUUCUUUUACUUUUUGUAUUGUGCUGAAUGGCUGUCUUCUUGAGAUCAGAAAAAUAAACUUGGAAUAUGUUUUCAGAGUAAUGAAAUAUUGUUGUUGCUACUGUAAAUACGGUCAGGAUGAAACAAAGAAUAGCUGUACAGUUUUUUCUAUCAUCACAGAGUGCUAGAGAGGGGCGAGAGUGGUUAAAAAAAGAAGGAUGAAAUAAAAAAAGAGGGAUGACCCGCUCCCUCCAACUGGACUUGUUACCACUCUUCCAAAAAAAAAAAAAAAAAAAAAACAGAGGAGAGAUUUUUGUUGUUUUUUUUUGUUGUUUUUUUCCCUGCCAUGCCUUUAACGGGGGUCUGUUUCCCGUCGGCAGUGCCCUUGAAGUUGCACCAGCAUCCGUUUCUUUAAUUUUUGCUGACAGAACGAUGCGUUAGGCUAACGUUCGGGUAAAGAUGAUGUCACAGAGUGGCCCGUUGGCAGUCUUUAGACCUGGUCUCGUCCCAAAAAAACAAGGGCAGACUCCCGCCGACGUAGCUCCAGAUAUGACCCGGGAGAGAGAGACAGGAACUCAUUGUCAUCAGAGGAGUAGUGUCAUGGAGGGGGCACAUGUUGUACAGUAACAGUUUAAAAAGAGACUGCAGACAGUUUAAAAAAAAAAAAAAAAAAAAAGCGAUUUAUACCCUUUUUUUACCGGGUUCAAACAGUUGGAAAAAGUUUGGACUCUGUGGAGUUUCUGUAGGCUUUGCAUUGUGUGUGUGUGUGUGUGUGUGUGAAUGUAUAUGAGUAUGUCUGUGUGAGAGAAAAGACCGAUUAUGAGAACCUGUGAACCAGUGAGUGACACAAUUCUCAACACUGUGGCCCCUCCCCCACCCCUGGGAGUACCAUCCUGACAUGUAAAUGAUUCUCAUUAAGCGUUGGCAACGUGUGUUUGGUGUGUGUGUGUGUGUGUGUGUGUGUGUGUGUGUUGCGAUAAUUUCCUCUGAUCUGUUUUCUGACCUGUUUGAAAGGGGUUUUUGUUUCUCAAUGCUUUCGGUAGUAAUUCUUUUUUUUUUUUUUUCUUUUUUUUAAAAAUAUUAUUACAUUGCUCCUCUUUUUUUGUAAAUAUCAAUGAUGUGGACUUACAGUGAUAAAUACUGCCUUUGUGUAACUUAGCAAUAUGUUAUGUAAAUAGUGUUUUGUUGAUGCUUUUUGUAUGACAUUAUUAUUCGAUUCUAGUGCAGUAAUUCCAACUGGAACAGCCAUGUUUCAAAUACAGUCUGAAUAGUUACACACAGGUUGUAAAAUAAAACUCGUGACAUGGCUGCUUUUUUUUCUGUUAUUGGUGUCUAUUUGUCUUGCAGAUUUUGUGUAAUUUAUUGGUUUAAUUUAUCCUAAUUUAUUUGAUGUUAUUUUCUUUUGUUUUUCAAACAGGGAAGGCUGUACUGCAUUUCAUUGAGUAGAACCCACUUAAAAGAUUUUAAUCGUUAUCUAUCCAAAAAUCGAAUUUUAAAAAUUUGUAUUCUAGCGUGAUCAUUCAAUUGAGAGAAAUGAUAAAAAUGGAGACCUUGGCAGCUAAAUGGAACUGGACAGUUUAAAAAUACAAACAAAGGUUGUUAUGUUUUCUUGUUCCAGGACAGGGCCAAGGAUUGCCUAGAAAGCUGAAACUAGGUUGGAAGCAGUUUUGUAUUUUCUCUUGAGAUUAUUUCCCCUGUAUUGCUUUGGCCCAGCCCAAAAACAACCAGUAGUCAAAUUGCCUUUCGUGCCUUCACCCUCUAUGAACUGAAUGUAUGUGCAGUAUAUAUGCAAGCUUGUGCAAAAUGAAUAAAAAAUGGAAAUAAAAAUGAAAAAGAGAGUAGAAAAUGUCUGUUGUUUUAUUUAUAUCACCUCCGUGUGUGUGUGUGUGUGUGUGUGUGUGUGUGUGUGUGUGUGUGUGAUGGGUAGGAGAAAGCGAUUUAGUUAUAAAAAGAUAUCCUCCUGAGACCCAGAGGAAAAAUAAGUUUUGCUUUUUGGAUAUUUUUAUGAUAAUUUAAGUAUUGUAGUUGAAAGAAACGUAUUGCAGCUAUUUUUUUUUUCCAAAAACAUUAUUUUUUAUGGACUGUCCCUUGUAGUGGACAUUGGGGUUUUUUUUAUACAGAAUGUAAUGAUGUAAUGUUAUAAUACUAAAUUCAUUUUCGUGUGGAUUUCUUUUUUAGAAUACACUUCUGAAUGCUCUGGCUAUUUUAUAUUAUAUUCUGUGGAUAUCAUUUUACAUGAGGGAGGAAAUCAGCACAUUUCUGUCUGACCUUUACUAACGCAAUUUGUCAAUGUUCUGAAAAGAUGAAAGAUUUAAAGAUGCCAGCUAGCAAUCAGGGCUACAAUGUAAUCCUAAAGGACAGAACAUGUUGUCUUUUAACAAAAUUAAUUCAAAUUCUGACAUUCAAACUCUUCAAACUACCAAACAGGGUUAGUUAAACAUGGCGCCAAAAUAAACACAUAUUUACUGGUAUAUCCUUACUGGUACUUCCCACAGUAAACAUUGGAACAAGAAUUUAAACUCAUCUCAUCUUCAGGCUGCUCUAAAUCUGAAUCUCCCUCCACAAUUCUCUCUUUUUCUUAGCCUUCUGCUCCCUGAUGUAUUAAAAUGGGGGUUAGUAAGUCCUGAUGUCCACUACAAAGGACAUUACAUAAAAGUUGUGUUUUGAAAGGGUUAAAAUUACUGUGCCUUUCUAAAAAUUUUACUAAAUUGAAGUAAAGACUUUGAUAUUUAAGAAAAAACUUGAUUUUUAACAAUAGAAACAUGAUAACUGCAAAAAAUUGUUGACUUAUCUCUCUUGUUGUUGUAAAACAUGGAUGUUAAAAUGUAUGCUAUUUUGAAAAGACAGUGUAUGUGCCAUGUUGGCCACACCCCCACAACCGGGGCAUCAAAAGAGAGCCCAGGAUGUCCUCAGAUAGAUUCUAUAAGUUAUGCUUGACUUAGAGAUAUCAGACCCAUGUCUAUUGCUGGGUCUUAUCUCGGGUAUCUCCCAUCUUGUUUAUGAACUUUUUUAUUUACCAGUACACUACAUAAUCACUGACUACAAUGUAUGUAUUUACUGUAUAGUGCUGUGUGAAUGGAUCAGUGCUGCUUUGCCCUCUGAGUGAUUCAAUGCACUAAUGAGGGCUUUGGCAGCAAAGCACCAACCUCUCAGCCUGUCUCCACAGACGACUGCAGAUGCCGCCUCAUCGGGCUAAAUGCAACAAUCGCCAUACCCUGGGACACAAACGUACGUGAACCCCAUCCACUUACAAACAAAAAGCUAAAAAAAAAUAAACAGACUAAA